AUGGGCAUCAACGACCUGCCCCAAGCCAUCGCCCAGCGCCGCAAAGAGCGUCUCGAGAAAGAGGCCCUCCUCGCCCCGCCACUCGAGCCUGCAAAACCACAGAAAGCCGAAGGCCCAGCUAAUGACCUUCCUACCGAGCUUCUCCUCCUCAUCUGCGACUUUAUGGCGGAGCCCGAGCUGCACGCCGCCGCGCUCGUCUGCUCGCGGUGGAACGCCCUCAUUGAGCCCGCCUGCUUCGAGAGUCACGGCGCAGUCGGCUACCUCCCGAAAAAUAUACAUGUCGGUGCCUCUGACGACUGUAUCCCGAACUCUUGUCUUCCUCUCGUGCGGCUAGCACUCAGCAGGAUGAGACCGCGACCUAUACCAGAUAUCUUCCGCGUCGACAUAGGCGUCGACCUCGCAGUGGAUGCACGAGAAGCCCAACGUACGCUCUCAAUGUUUCCAAACGUCCCCUUGGUCAACAUCAACCUCUUCAUAUAUGAGGCAUACUCGGGAGACGAAGAGGAUGCGGCCAGCGAGGCCUUCUGCGAUCUCUUACGCGGGGUACGCUCGGCGUCGUGCCAGGUACUGCAUGUAGGGGGCGUGGAAUACGACGAUAAAUUCUCUAUUCGUACCAAGGCAGUACCACGCGCGAUCUCUACACUCAAAUCACUCGCCAUCUCGACGGGUCAGAUCAUACGGGGAAGCCUGAUUCGGAAUUGGCUGCUAAGCUCGAUGAAGGCGUCCCAACUUGUGCGCCUCACGCUACUAGACACAAUGCACCAAAUCGAUUUCGCCAUCAUCCUGGGCGGCCUCAGGCUACCGAGCCUCACCACGUUCAUCAUCGACUCAAACAAGACGAAGCUGGAUACGCUACUCGCGUUCCUCGCAGCGAACCCAACCGUGGCAGACCUAUCUGUGCUGUCCAUCAUCUCCUCCAAUAUUUCCUUUAUCCUCCCCCUUCCCGGUAUCCGACGCCUCAUCACCUACCCGACAUUCGCUAACCACCUCCUUACCGUUCGCGGCAUCUUCCCUCGUCUGGAGUCCCUCUACCUCCGCGGGAACUGCGAUCUGAACACGAUGAGCCAACUCCUGCGGUCCAUCGCGCGCCUCCCGACUCUCAAGCGCCUCAAACUGUCGGAGAGCACGGCGCAGGUGGCCAUGGACCGCGGGCUGUGGGAGCUGAUACCACGCUCGGGAGCGCAGCUAAGCAUGCCUCACAUCGAGACCCUCGACCUAGUGUUGCCGCUACUAGUGCCGCAUCGAGACCUGGACUACGUGCGCUGGUGGCUCGGGCGGGCGUUCCCGGGCAUUAAGCGUCUGUGCUUGAUCAUACGCGAGGACAAGGAGAUCGAGGAAUGGGGCGUGGCGGAGAGGGAUCGAAUGCUGGAGGAUGACGAGAGUGGGCAGGAGGAUAUGCGGCGGUCGUUGGUGGGGGAUGAGGCGACGAGGAUUGAGUUCUUGACAUCGUUGUCGCAGACGUGCAAAGCUCUGGAGUUCACUCGGUUUACGGAUGAGGUGGAAGAGUAUGCGACGUUGAGGAUGGAUGACCCUGCCAAUGGCGCGCCGACGGUGAAGGUAGUCCACCUCAGGCAGGAACUACUGCAGGCUUUGCUCGACUUUCUGUACCUUGUGCGGAUAGUCAUGCAUGCGAGGGGAAUGGCUACUUAG
Schizophyllum commune H4-8 is the source of this 1650-nucleotide messenger RNA. RefSeq lists its product as uncharacterized. Gene Ontology annotation, molecular function: protein binding. The record is from RefSeq and is a predicted model, not a curated record. Bases 1 to 1650 code for a protein of 549 amino acids. The transcript has a single exon. Lineage: Eukaryota; Fungi; Basidiomycota; Agaricomycetes; Agaricales; Schizophyllaceae.